Nicotiana tabacum (common tobacco) is the source of this 2245-nucleotide messenger RNA. RefSeq lists its product as uncharacterized. Gene Ontology annotation, molecular function: protein binding. The record is from RefSeq and is a predicted model, not a curated record. Lineage: Eukaryota; Viridiplantae; Streptophyta; Magnoliopsida; Solanales; Solanaceae.
ACGACAAUACACUUGGUUUAGUACUAAAAACCAAGAUCUUACAUCGGACUCCAGUUUACGUUUCACACACUAAUCACUCUCAACUAUUGAAGUGAAAAACUCCUCACCUGGUAACUCUGUUCACUCAGCUCCUUAGAGCAUAAACCCUAACUUGCUAAAACCCUUUUCUUAAAUAACUUCAGGCUCCAUUUUAGUUCUUGGGGUGUUAAAGUUUUCACCCCAAAAUCCUAACCAGCAACUAUUUGAGCUAUCAAUCAGAGGUUGAGAUAAUUUUAGGUCAAGACUUCUCGAUUUGUCUAUUUGGCAGGUUGAGAGAAUGACAUAGCCUCAGCUGCAACGGGCUAGGAUGAGGUUACAAUUGAUUAACAGAGGAUUGAGAUCUCAGUACGAUUUAAAAAGCACCUCUGUAUUUGCUAAUUGCAAGAGGUUCUGCGUUUCCAAUAAUGGAUAUUCCAACUUGGAUAGACCUGUCAGUUCCGUCAUUCCAGAGAGGAACCCUGAAUUUCCAAACAGGCCGGAGUAUGUGCAAAAUGGAGUAGAUAACGUGCAUGGGUGGAGUGAGGCCUUUUCAAGCAAAUUGGAGGGUGUAAGGCAAGCAGUGGAUAAUGUUUGCAAGAUCUUGCAGAGUGGUCCUUGGGGACCUUCCGUGGAGAUUGCUUUAUCUAAAUGUGAUGAAAAUCCUAGCACUGAGUUGGUCACUGGAGUAUUAAGGCGGCUAGACGAUGUCAAUGUUGCAUUAAACUACUUCCGAUGGGCUGAGAAGAAAACUCUCCAAGCACAUUGUCCAGAAGCAUAUAAUUCACUUCUCAUGGUAAUGGCCAGGAGUAGAAAUUUUGAAUAUCUGGAACAAAUUCUGGAAGAAAUUAGUCUUGCUGGAUUUGGCCCAUCUAACACUGUAUCGAUUGAGUUGGUUGCAGGCUGUGUAAAGAAGCGAAAACUGAAAGAAGCUUUUGAUAUAAUUCAAACCAUGAGAAAGUUUAAGAUUCGCCCUGCAUUUUCUGCAUAUACAACUCUAAUAGGUGCGCUCUCUGCUGUUCAAGAACCUGAUCUCAUGCUCACCCUCUUUCAUCAGAUGCAAGAAUUAGGAUAUGAAGUAAAUGUACAUUUAUUCACGACAGUAAUUCGAGCUUUUGCUAGGGAGGGCCGAGUUGAUGCUGCUCUCUCCUUGUUGGAUGAGAUGAAAAGCAAUGCUUUUGAUGCAGAUAUUGUCCUCUAUAAUGUUUGCAUCGACUGUUUUGGUAAGGCUGGCAAAGUUGAUAUGGCCUGGAAAUUCUUUCAUGAGUUGAAGGCGCAUGGUAUUUUGCCUGACGAUGUGACAUAUACCAGUAUGAUUGGGGUUCUUUGCAAAGCUAAUAGAUUGAAUGAAGCUGUAGACUUGUUUGAGCAGUUGGAAUUCAACAGGACCGUUCCAUGUGCAUAUGCUUAUAACACCAUGAUCAUGGGUUAUGGAUCCGCUGGAAAAUUUGAUGAAGCAUAUAAUUUGCUUGAGAGACAAAGACAAAAAGGUUCCAUACCAAGCGUGAUUGCAUACAAUAGUCUUCUUACUUGCCUUGGGAAGAAACAGAGAGUUGACGAGGCAUUAAGGAUAUUUCAGGAGAUGAGAAAAGAUGCUGCACCUAAUCUUUCUACCUAUAAUAUUCUCAUAGACAUGCUCUGCAGGGCAGGGAAGCUUGAUGAUGCGUUAGAAAUUCGUGACACCAUGAAGGCAGUUGGCUUGUUUCCUAAUGUAUUGACUGUGAAUAUAAUGAUCGAUCGUCUAUGUAAGGCUCAACAACUUAAUGAAGCUUGUUCUAUCUUCGAAUCUAUGGAUCAUAAAGUUUGUUCACCAAAUGAAUUCACAUUUUGUUCUCUGAUAGAUGGCCUGGGUAGGCAAGGGAGAGUCGAUGGUGCAUACAGACUCUAUGAACAAAUGUUGGAUUUUGAUCUUACUCCUAAUGCCAUUGUCUAUACAUCUCUUAUCAGGAACUUCUUCAAGUGUGGAAGAAAGGAAGAUGGCCACAAAAUUUACAAGGAGAUGGUCCGCCGAGGAACUUCUCCUGACCUUACCCUCCUUAACACUUAUGUGGAUUGUGUUUUCAAAGCAGGUGAAACAGAGAAAGGUAGGUCUAUUUUCGAGGAAAUCAAGACUUGGGGAUUCACUCCAGAUGUCCGGAGCUAUUCUAUACUAAUCCAUGGCCUCAUAAAAGCCGGCUGUGCUCGUGAGACAUAUGAGCUUUUCUAUGCAAUGAAGGAACAGGGGUACGUG